GAAAAAUGGCUUCGGGUACAAUGUUCGCUGUUUCCAAAACAAAAUUUCCAAUUUCUUAGUUCAUUUUAAUGCCAGAAUUUGGUCUUUUGUGUCGCCUCAUUGCAGAAAUAAGGCAUUUAUAACAUUGGCAGAUUUUAAGGCAACUCGACUGACAAUAUGGAUCUAGAUGAUUGUGGACAAACUCUGCACUUGUCUGUGUCAAACAUCCCAACAGAAGCUACACGUGGAGAACUGUUUUCUUAUUUUACUGAGGAACUUGGAUACCCAGUUAAACAUGUGCUGUAUCCCAUUGAGCCAGGAGAAGCAGUCGUCAUACUUGAUUGUUCUUUUCAAGAUCUGCAAAUAGAGAGCAUCAUUGAAGCAGGAGCACAAUUGAAGGGACAUAAAUUAAUUUUGAGUAAAACCCCUCAGGUGUUCCAUAAUUUGUUUGUCACCAUUGACUUCCAAAUGCAUGAACUGAUGACAGAAGAGUUUUUGCAGGAGCUAAAAGCAGAAACAGGAGUCACAGUAACCUACAAUGAAACUGAUGAUCAGUUUAGAAUCCUUACAACUUGGCCACAAAUCCAAAUGGUUUACAACAUGUUGGCACAGCUCUCCAAACAGAAAGUCGGUCAAGAAUCACAUGUAUCAGCUUCACAAAAAAAGCACAGGAGACCACAUUCAAGCAGCUCCAUGCACAGACAUAGGGCCACCUCAGAGCCUUCAGCAGGAGAGCGUCUUUCUACACACCAUUGCACAGUUAGUUCCAUAAAUUUGAAUACAAGACUUCAGGCUGAAGGUAGAAGUUACACCAGCAAGCCAGCAUCAAGAGCCCCUGGAAACAAAUCCACAACAGUUCCUACAAGGCAAUAUGUCCAGUCUNAUGGUCAAUUUAUCAAAUACUUCAAACAGCUGAAUGACCAGAUGAUCUAUUAA
Lingula anatina is the source of this 915-nucleotide messenger RNA. RefSeq lists its product as uncharacterized. Lineage: Eukaryota; Metazoa; Brachiopoda; Lingulata; Lingulida; Lingulidae. The record is from RefSeq and is a predicted model, not a curated record.